Microtus ochrogaster (prairie vole) is the source of this 3131-nucleotide messenger RNA. It is a transcript of the gene Aftph, whose product is annotated as aftiphilin. NCBI's taxonomy places the organism in Eukaryota, Metazoa, Chordata, Mammalia, Rodentia, Cricetidae. Gene Ontology annotation, cellular component: trans-Golgi network membrane; AP-1 adaptor complex. Gene Ontology annotation, molecular function: clathrin binding. Gene Ontology annotation, biological process: intracellular transport. The record is from RefSeq and is a predicted model, not a curated record.
AGUGGGAUGGGGGUCCCGCGGCAGCGCUGAAACUCCGGGUGGGCGUCCAUGGCGCCGCUGCGCUGACAGGGCUGGGAGCAGCUCGCCUUCCGCCCUCGCCCGCUCAGCGUCCGAGCAACCGGUCCUUCCUCGGGGAGCCAGUUCCUCCCCGGGCCGCCGAGCCAUGCCCAUCGCGACCGUCCGGGACGAGCCAGGCAUAAAUUAAUUAUUGGAAAGCUGCUAGACAAUGGAGCCAGACAUCAUUCGAAUGUAUUCUUCAUCUCCCCCACCGCUAGACAAUGGAGCAGAGGAUGACGAUGAGGAUGAAUUUGGGGAAUUUGGUGGAUUUUCAGAAGUCAGCCCUUCUGGUGUAGGGUUUGUUGAUUUUGAUGCACCAGAUUAUACUCGUCCUAAGGAGGACUUUGUACCUUCAAACCAUUUUAUGCCAAUUCACGAUUACUCAGAAAAUGUAGAUAGCCUUACAAGCUUUAAGUCCGUUAAAAAUGGUAAUGAUAAGGAUAUCACUGCUGAACUUUCUGCUCCUCUGAAAAGUCAAUCUGAUGUUGUACUUUCUACCACCAGCAAAGAAAUGAUUCCAUCUAAAAUUUUAGAGACUUCCAUCGAUGGCAUGGAAAGCCUGGGAGAUUUAAAUAAAGUAGUGAUACCGGGACCAAACACUGGACAACCCAGAUGUUUCUCUCCGGGAGAUUUUAGAACUGACAGAAACAUUGUUCAUCAAACCAAGCAGUUAGAGAGCUGCAAUGGUGAAAAGCCGCCUUGCCUGGAAAGUCUAACAAACGGGUUUGCAGGUUUAGAAACUGUAAAUCCUCAGGGAACAGAAGACCUGGACAACGUGGCUGAUUCAAGGAGAUUGAAACCUCAUAGCCCUUGUGGCACGGAGUGUGGUUUAGAGUCUGCAUCUAGUCCUGCUAAGGAAUUUGCGGAUUUUGCUGCCUUUUCCCAAACAGAAAGGAUACAACUAGAAGAAGUAGAAUGUGCAGUUUUAAAUGAUGGUGAUGCACUGACCAUCCAGGAAAACAGCAGAGUCAACAGAGUCAACGAACUGAACUCUAGGAAGGGUGUGUCUGUGGGUAGAAGCCUUGAGGAUGAAGGAGUUACUGAUGGAGAACAUCAAGUCUGUGUUUCAGAGGUCCAUGUAAUAACUGACAGAGAUCUCCAUGUUGAAAAACAAGACCUUCAAACACUGCGACAAGAUGAAUUUUUAAAUUCAAGAAUUCAGUCUGAGGCUUGGAACUUGGUAGAUUCAACUGGAAAUUCAGAAGGCAUUAGGCGGGACCAGUGUAAAACUGAGGAAAAUGAUUUAUUUGCUUCUAAAUGUGCUGACCUGUGCAUGGAUUCUGUUAAAACUUCUGAUGUUAAUGAAGUUGAUUCUUCCAAAGAAGAAAAUAGAAAGUUUACUAAUUCCAAAAGCCCGAACCUUGAUCUCACAGAGGAAAAUAUUUUGGAUGAUUCGGCUGCAAGCAUAAAAAAUGGUGACAGUGGUAACGACUUUGCAGCUUGGCACGAUACCAAUGAAGAUGAUUUUGGCGACUUUGGUACGGCCAGUGGCGCCACUCCUCCUUUUGUUACUUGUACUCAAGACUCAAUGAGUGAUGUCACGUUCGAAGAGACCUCGGAACAUUUCCUACAUUUUAGUGAGCCAGGUGAUGAUUUUGGAGAAUUUGAGGAUACAAAUGCUGCUUCUUGCCAAGAGGAAAUGAUAUUUACUGAGUCCAACCUAAAACAGACCUCUGGUAGUUUGUCAGAGGAAGAUCAGUUGGCAGGGAAGUCUGCUGGAAAAGACAGUGAACCUGACUCAAAACUGAAAAAUGGUCAAGACAGUGAAUUUGGAGAUUUUGAUUCUGUGCCAAAUACUCAAGACAGCAGUAGUGCUUUUCAGGACUCUGAUGACUUUGCUGACUUCAGUUCAGCUGGUCCUAGCCAAGCUACAGACUGGAAUGCUUUUGAGGAUGAACAAAAAGAUGGUUGUUCUUGGGCUGCCUUUGGAGACCAGCAGGCUCCUGAAUCCCAGCAUCGAAAGGAAGUCUGGCAGUCACAUAGGACAGAUGAAAACAUUGAUGCUCUGGGAACCCCUAAGAUGCACAGCAUCCCUUUAGCCACUUCCAAAGGAACAGUUGCUAGUGGCCAUUUGCAGGAUUCAGCCACUUCAGUUCAGACAGCUUUACUCAACCGGUUGGAGAGAAUUUUCGAAGCCUGUUUUCCUUCUGUAUUUGUCCCUGAUGCUGACGAGGAAGUUACUUCUCUGAAGCACUUGCUGGAAACAAACACCUUGCAGAUAAAAACAAGAGAAGCCUUAGCUGAAAAUGGUGAACUGCUGGAUGUAUGGACGGAACUGCAGGAUAUUCAUGAUGCACAUGGCUUGAGAUACCAGUGGGGUGGCUCCCAUAGCAACAAGAAGCUUUUGUGUUCCUUGGGAAUAGACACUCGAAACAUUCUGUUCACUGGCAAUAAGAAGCAGCCUGUUAUAGUACCCAUGUAUGCAGCAGGAUUGGGUAUGUUAGAGCCCACCAAGGAACCAUUGAAACCACUGUCUGCUGCAGAAAAAAUUGCUUCUAUUGGUCAGACAACCAUUAUGACACCAGAAAUGAACACAUGUACAUCUGAUCCAUUCCAGGAGUCUCUACCACCCGUCCAGUUUGACUGGAGUAGCAGUGGCCUUACUAACCCUUUAGAUGCUAGUGGAGGUUCCACUCUUCUGAACCUUGAUUUCUUUGGGCCCGUGGAUGACAGUAGCUCUAGCAGCAGCACAAUCCCAGGUGUGGAUCCAGAGUUGUAUGAAUUAACAACUGCUAAGCUGGAGACCUCCACCUCAGGCCUCAAAGUGACUGAUGCAUUUGCGAAGCUCAUGUCUACGGUGGAGAAGACGAGCACGUCGACCAGGAAACCAAAAAGAGAGGAACACCUAAGUGAAGAAGCUGUGAAGGUGAUCGCCAGCCUUCCGGACUUAACCUUCAUGCAUGCCAAGGUGUUGAUGUUCCCAGCCACACUGACACCUUCCACAAGCUCCCAGGAACAAGCAGAAGGAUAGCUGGUUGAACUGGACAGUUUCAAAUACUUUUUCCUUUCCUCUAUCCCUUCCCUACCAUCAAAAACAUAUCUGCUGUAAUUUAAAAAUGAAUAAAUACAUUCAA